Pomacea canaliculata is the source of this 7909-nucleotide messenger RNA. RefSeq lists its product as uncharacterized. Gene Ontology annotation, biological process: intracellular signal transduction; cortical actin cytoskeleton organization; actin filament network formation. Gene Ontology annotation, molecular function: actin filament binding. Lineage: Eukaryota; Metazoa; Mollusca; Gastropoda; Architaenioglossa; Ampullariidae. Gene Ontology annotation, cellular component: cytoplasm; cytoskeleton. The record is from RefSeq and is a predicted model, not a curated record.
GUGUCCGGUGCAUGUGCAGUCGCCGGCCUGUACAGCUGCUGAGGUGGUGGUGGCGGCAGUGACGAUGCUGUGUUCCCCUGUCCGUCCCUACGUGGUGGUCAGCCACCGGUCACCUGCACCUCCUGACGCCAAGGUGUUGUUUGACCACGCCGCCCACCAUGCACCGCCACCUGCUGCUGCGAACAAUGACAAGAUGGACAGCCGGAGUGGGCGAGGCGGGCGCAGGAGGAACGUGUUUAAGGGGUCGGUGCUUGUGUCCAUCCUGCUCGAGUCGCAUCCCCGACGUUUCCGCAGUCGUGCGUCGGCCGUGCGGCUGGCCAGGCGGCUGCAGCGCGAGGGCUACAUCAGCAGCAUCUUCGGCGCCAGAGCUUUCGAGGACUCGGCACAACUGUACAUGUGGCAGGACGAUGACGUCGCUCGGCGUCACCGCCUUGCCAUGACGUCACCCCAAGCCGCAGUGACGUCAGCAGUGGCGGGAGGAAGAGGGGAGGACAGCGCGGCCCCCCUGCAGCGUGGCGAGGUGGAAGGUAAGAGGGAGGAGAGGGCGGAUAGCGAGGACCGAGGAUGCCCGGAGAAGCUGGACGUGAAGCUGAUCGAGGACUUGAAGCACAAGGUGCUGAACCGCAGUGAGGUGUACAACAUCGUGACGUCAUACAACACCUUCUUCAGGGAGCUGCAGCAGGACUUUGGAGACAAAGCUGAUCGCCAGAGCGAGUGUGUGGGUCAUCUCCAGAGUUAUCCGCAACAGCGUCACUCGCAUCCUUCCAGCUCGCAGCACCAGGGCAAGCGCCAGCACCAUCAGCAACACCAACAGUAUCACCAACACCACCUGCAACACCAAAAGUAUCCAGAACCGCUUCAACAUCGAGAAAGUAAUCCUCGACUUCAGCCUCAUCAGUCAGUUUCACAACAACAGUACCAACAGGAACAUCCAGAACGCCUCCAUCAGCUAGGGGACUCGGAGGUACCGUCACAUCUGCGCAGUAGCCGUCAACAUGGUCAGAGAGUCCCUCAAGGCAGCCUGAUCACCACUCCCAACAACGAACAGGUGUACACUAGCGACAUCUACCAGAAUCCUUGGGACAUCAAGGGUGAGAACGCGGGCUCCACAGACAGUUCACUGGACACCCAGACUUACUUUCGCACCAGGGACAGGAACAUCUGUCGUGAUCCUCAGGUCAUGAUGACCUCAUCGGUAGGCGCCAUCGGUCCGCCCAAUCAGCCCCACGAGCAGGAGAACAGACCGCCAGAAGGAGGGUGUGACCCUGAGACAGGGUCAAGGUCCCUGAGCCAUCCGAGCGACGCAGCUACGAGGACGUGGGGUGCGUUGGCGCCACACUACCCCGAGGACUCCAUCAAACCGUACGCUACCUCCGCCGUGUCGUCAAGGGAGCUACCGGCGAGCAGCGUUGCGACCUCGGGGGCAGACAGUGGCGCCGCCAGGAGUCGCUGGUCGCAGGAGACCGCAGUGUACUCGUACUCUGACAAUGAGAAGCAGCUGAUGGAGGAGAUGCGCCGCAUGAAGAAGGAGCACCAGGACGUGCUGAGGACGUACGAGGGCCGCGUCAACAAGCUGAUGGCCAAGAUGCACGAGCUCCGUGACAUCGCUGAGAUGCUGGAGAACUCCUCCAGCAAGUCCUCGCCAUACGGCCUGCUACCGGCCAGAGCCACCAUCCUCAACAUCCUAGGCACCAAAUUUGAAGAUAACGAUAAGAAGACAGUAGUCUCCUCAUCGGGAGUGCAGGUGGAUGUACCGCCUCCCUUGCCUCCCAGACCAGACAGAAGAGGUCGCAUCUACCCCAACAAGCCCAUCGUUCACCCCCGGGUGCGCAUGCGCGCCUUGGUCUGGAGCAGAAUCAUUCUUGGGGACAGCGGGCAAGAUGAGAAACAGAACACUGUGUGGUAUGGCAUGCAGGAGCCGAAACUGGACACAGAAGAGAUCGAGAAAUCGUACGCGAGCCCUCCUGACCCCGCGGCCGAUGACGUCACGCUGCUGGACGACAUUUGCGUCAUCAGGGAACGUCCAAAGCAACAGCUGUUGGCCAUGUUUGACACCGAGCGCUCACACCGCCUUCUAGCGGAAAUGAAGAAUUUGCGAUGCACCCUCGCUGACGUCGUGGGUGCUAUGACGUCACUGGACAACGGGAAUUUGCACCAGGACAGUUUUGCGGAACUCUUAGAACUGCUCAACUCGCCACGAGACCUCGACCGCAUCCUCCAACACGUGAAGCGGAAAGGCUCAGGGCAACUGGACUGGCCAGAGUACCUGGUGUUCGAGUUGUCCAAACUCGACCAUUUUCGCGAGAGGCUGGAGUUUCUGCGCUUCAAGAACAAGCUCCUCAUCAACCUGUUUGAAAUAGAUCAGCAGCUGCGGGAGCUGACAACAGCCUGUGACGAACUAAUGAACAAUCUGCCGCUGAAGAGCGUGCUGGAGACGGUGCUGGCGGUGGGCAACUACCUCAACGGGGCGUCAGAGCGGGGGCAGGCUGACGGCUUUCGCCUCGACAUCCUCAACAAGUUGAAGGAUUUUGUGGACCGGUCCAAGCGAGGGAACCUGCUGGAGCUGGUCAUGCGCACUUACUGCCUCCGCUACGAGGGCGGCCUUGACCUGGUGUGUCCCACCCGAUUCCGGCUACCCGAGCCCUCCAACAUGCGGCACGCGGCACAGGUAUCUUUGAUGAUCCACAAGGCUCUGAGGGAUCUUCGCGAGGAGUUGUCACAAGUGAGAGAGCGGCUGCAGGUGCUGUACAACAAGGACAGUAGCAGCCUGACCAUUGCCCUGCGGGUUACCAGCGAGAACUUCCUGACUUCAGCGGUGGAAAUCCUUGCGGAAGAAAAGCGGAUGCUGGAUGACACUAAGGGACAUUUUUGGAAAACCAUCUCCUACUUCUGUCAUGGCAACCGACAGAGCUCACCGCACGAGUUCUUCCACAUCUGGGCCACGUUCCUGCACGACUGCAAGUACUACUGGAAGCUGGCGCACCGCAACAUCGCCAGGGACAAGUUCGAGCACGACUUCUCCACCAAGUGCCAGCUGUCGUGCUCCUCUGUGCCGGGCUUCAACAACCUCAAGAACAAGAUGAUCCGCACGGUAGCCACGCUGCGCAGCGACCAAGAGAUGCUGGCUUCCAGGGCUCAGCAGCUGCAGCACAUCAACAACUGGAUUGAGUCCAUCGGAAGGUACACGCAGGAAAUGACUCCGCAGACCCCAGCGACUUUGCGCGAUCCUUUCCACGUGACCACCACCACCUCAGGCCAGCACGAGCGGCGGUACCCAGAGCACCGGUCGUGGCCAGCCACGGAUAGGAGAGUGACAGGGGACCGACCUCCGUCCCCCAAAGCGAUCACGGCCACCCCGCCCAACGUCCACAAGCCCCAGCCUGUCCUUCACGCUAGUCCCCCGACCGCAUCAUCCGCCUCCUACUCUUCCACAACAUUUCCUGUCGCGGCCAACACCCACGAUGGGCUUCAUUACACCAACAGCGCACACAACCGCCAACACCCGACCGACGCUGACGCCGAGGAGAACGACUACGAGUGUCUGACCAAGUCAACUCUGCAUGCGCCCGAGGGAGAGGAACUAAUGCACGACGCUGGUGACAGUGAUUGCAUGCGUGGGUCACAAGAUGUCGGGGGCAAGAAAAAUCCCAACUUUUCGCUGAAGGCGCUGCUCAAGAGAGAGCCACGACAGGGUGGGUCAUGCGAUGAGCUGGCCACGCACACCGGCCCGUCUCCAUCCCGUGCAGCAACGGCCACGCCCUUCAACAAGCUUCGCAACACUGUAGUACAGAGGCUCGCCGGCAGUUCCAAGAAAGCCGUUGACGUCAGGGCUCCCGUAUCUGAUGUUCAUCGCGACGCACGGACACCAGCUUCUGACGUUCCACGCAAACCACCACGAGCGCAUGUUGACGGCGAGUUCACGCCCUCGCAUCAAAUCCUGUUCCAUCCACGUCAGGCGCAGCAGUACGCUGAUGACGUCAGACACGCUUCGCUGGAUACAACCGUGCAUCACACCCGAGACCUCGCCAUCCAAGACUCAAUCCCUCACACGGCCACAAGCGCUACCAAAUGCAGCGUAUCUCCUAGCAAGCACGAAGCAGUGCGGUCAGGUGAGACUGUCAGACACAGGGACACCUCCAGCGAGCGAAGCAGCCGCCACAAGAAUACAGACGGGUGUCCUGCAGCGCCAGGACAUGUGCCCAGUGCGGGCAGCGUGCAGUCCUCGCCUCACAAGGGCAGUCGGCCGAGAAACAGGGCGCCCAUUGCACUGGGGAGCAACAUCAGCAUCUCGGAUGCCUACGACCGAACAGAUGGCGUCCGACCUCCCCAGAACAGCAGCGGAGGCGUCGUCGUAGCAUCGAGCGAGAACUCGUCGACCGCAGGAGCAUACGUGCCGCCCUCUAUCAGUCAGCCCAGCAACGCGGACUCCAAGUGGGUGAAGGCUCAGCCCGUGCCCGUAUACAAGGCCAAACUUAUCCCCAACUACGAGAACCAAACCAAGCUAGACCCACGCCUGGAGCACGGCAUCCGCGGACAGGCCGAGCCAGUGCUGCAGCCUUCCCCGCACAUGUCGCAUCUGCCGCAGGCGUCGACCAGCUCCGACGUGUACCGCCAGGAGCUGCAGCGCAAGAGCGAGAUGUACCUGGGCCUCACGCCCUCGCAGCUUUCCCACACGCCAGGUGCUAAGGUCACGAUCACCGCCUCACAGCUGGCAGCAAGCACAGGGGAGGAGGAACACUGUCCAACCUACGUCAACGACUUUCACAUCGCAAGUUCCCGCAGCGUUGCCGACACUCAGAGAAAGGGAGGUCAGUCAGAGCAAGCCAGAUCUUUUGGCGCUUACUUUGCCAGCGCCGACAAUUUCGGAGCACCUCCCUACCAGCCGUUAUCCUCCGCCAGGAAGGAAGACACCAGAGGGAGGAACGGGAGGGGUCGAGAGGGUUCGAGGGAGAGGUCAGCCGAUGCUGUUGCUGCCCCGGUGUCUAACGAGGCGCCCCCUAGGGUAUCGGCCCUCAUCGACCGCUGGGAAAAGCAGACGAACGACGACCCUGCAGCGGAUGGACAGGACAAAGCCCCGUCUAUGACUCAACUCCAGUUACACGGCGUAAACAUCCAGCAGGUCGUGACGAGUGGACAGGUACUAGUCGUCCUCCGCGUCCUGACGAUCCAGACACCUGGGAAGUUGCUAAUCAACGGCGUCUCUUCGUUUCCGCAAGGCAUGGCGGUCAGUAGCAGACCUCACCGGCAGAAGACUCCUCAUCGUCAACAGCAAUUAGACAACCAGCAAGAGCAUCACCACCAGCGUCAGCAUCAGGAUCUGCAUCCACAGGUUUACAACACUCUUCAGCAGCAAGAACCGACCAGCCAGUUCCAGUACACUUCCCAACAUCCCCACCCAUCCACCAAUACCUAUCCUCCUCGAGUCUUGCACACUCCUGCACGACAUUCAAACGACAGUAGCUCUACAGCCGACAUCCCGGGUAGCUACGGAGAGCCGCGGUGGACAGCGCCACCACGCGGGGCUGUUGGUGAUGAAGGAAACAAGGCGGACAAGGCCCGACCUGUGCCCUUGCCUCGUCACAACAUUCCGGGGGCCCUGGCUGUUGUCAAACCCACAGUCAUGCACCAAGGCUCGCUGACGUUCAUGGAGGUUUGAAAUGGGGUGUACGAUGUUGUUAUGAUAUGCGCCAAAUAUAUAUCGAUAUAAGUAAAGUCCACCAGAGUAAGCUGUAAUAACAACACCGACAAUAACAAUAAACAGACAGGAGAUGCGACACGACUAGUAUUAUUAUCUCAAGUCGCCGCCUACAAAGUGUUCUUGAUUGUAGCCAGGGUACUCAGUUCUACAUGCCUGUGAUUUCUAGACAGUUUUGAGUGCCAAAAACAUUUUGCUCCUGGAGACCCUGACAAUAUUAUUCCUUGUAGAAUUAUUUACAAUUCUAUAUUGCGAGAUCUUGAGCCUACCUCAUGUGAACUUUAACGCUGUAUGACCUUCGACCUGCCAGUGAAUUCAAAGACAAAAAAGUCGCGAUUUGUAAAUGUGAUUGUUGAAUGUUGUGAAACUGUUGACGGCCCCUCCCACAUCUGGUAUCUCACAAAAGUCGCGAUUCAUUGGCUGGUUACGUAGACGAGGAGGUCGAAGGUCAUUGGAUGGUGUGAGCCAGGUGCACGCGAACUGUGAUGCUGAGCAAAGUGCUCGCCAUCUUGAGGUGGCAACUACGUGCCUCACAAGGCCGUUGGUGGUGUUUACGUGACGGCCGUUAGCAAACGUUGAGCUACGUGAUGCUCUUAGCGAACUUUGAAGACGUGAGCAGACGUGGACCCCAGGGCCUUCCAAGGUAGGCAGCAGUGCACGAGAUGGCUCUUGCCUUUGUUUUCCUAGUGUUUGCCAUGGAGGACAUGAACUGGUGUGUGUGCCACUGUGUUGCCAUGGAUGACAGGUGUGUGUGCCACUGUGUUGCCAUGGAUGACAGGUGUGUGUGCCACUGUGUUGCCAUGGAUGACAGGUGUGUGUGGCAUUGUGUGGCGCGAUAGUUUUGCCAAGGAUUGAUGAGAGAAACAGAGAAAACCCUGAUUCUUUGCCACAGCUUAUAUUCCGUUACUUAUUACAUUUUCGGACAAAUUGUGUUUGUAGCAUGUUUUGAUUUUGUUUUUGCACGUGACAACUGUUCGCCAGGUAGUGGGCCUGUGUACCUGAGUUGAGCGCGAUUAAACACCUCUUCAUGGUUGAGCGCCUGUUACUUGUGCGUUCACGUUGAACUUUGCACUUCGGUGCUUAGUUACAGAUGAUGCAGCAGAGGUGUUGGCACCGUGGAGAAAAUAAUAUUUUUACUUCUGUGCCCAUUGUGAUUCGUAAGAAGUUUUAGUGAAAGUGUCUGUACUGGACCAGACCUCAGAUGAGUUUGGACUCAAGUCCACGAGAGACCGAGAAACACUUCUUUAAUCGGAUCUCGAAAUAAUGACGACGUUUAAGAUACACUUAUCUUUUGUUUUAUUUAGUGUUAAACAAAGUACUUUUUUACUUGUUUUUGUGAAAGCUGACUUUACCCGUCUACCUUAUCUAUUCUGAUUUUAUCGUCAUCGGUUAACAGGGUUAAACUUCACAGCUGUUACGUGACAGCUGGCGGUGCAGUAUUCAGGUUGUUACAUGUAGCCACGUUGUUACUGUUACACAUGAACAAAGCAACAAUGAAUGUAGGGACUGAUCGCACAAGAGAUUAGUGUAGAUAUUGUAGAUAGUGACACUAAGCACCUCACAGACCGAAACUAAACAAACUCGAGUCUGGGCAGGUUGUAAGGAUAGACGAGGAUGAAGUAGAGAACGAGCAGAUGGUAGCAGUGAGCAUUACACAAACAACGACUGAGCAGGUUACACUAGACUUAGAUAACUGGAGUCAGGGGAACAUAGAUGAGUGACCUGCUCUGUGAGUGCAUGCAGGUGGUUGUAGUUACCUGUGAGUGUCGAGGUGUACAGAGGUCUUAGUGAACUACCUCAGUGAACUGUUGCAUCCCUGCUCUGUGCCCUGUGUGCCGUGUGCAAGACUGCACCUGACCAGUCACCACUCCCAACACGUGUCGUCUGUGUGUGGUGAGGAUGACUUACCUCAAUGCCGUGUCACUGUAGGUGUUGAUGACUGGCCAUCUACUCAGUGUGUCAUCUGUUUAAUGGAGUGGAUGACGCCAGCGACUGAGUUGACUGAACUUGUGAUAAGUGAAACACUUGAAGACACUGGGAUGCUGUGUGAUAUGUGAAGUACUGGAGAGAGAGAGAAGGAUGUGUUGCUAUGUGUGAUGUCAAUCACUGGUGAGACACUGUGUUGCUGUGUGUGAGGAGACACCACGUACAUCAUUAGAUCACAGUGAGUUUUUAUUUAAAUAUAUUUCUUAAUAUUAAAAAACAAAACAUCUA